AUGUCAACUCCCUUUCGUCUUGUAAGGUCCUCACCUUAUUUUGUGCCCAAAUCUUACCGAUACUACCUGGCUGGCCUUACGAGCGCAGCCCUCUUCCUCGCGACGUUUCUCAAUGUUGGGCCCUCCGUCACUCUCGUGGAAAUGGCCAUCGAUCUGUUUGGAGUAAUGCCACCCAACCCAGAAGAUCCGGCCAGUCUAGCACCGACCGAGAUUGCCGUCUUCCAGCACGCCAUCACUAAAACCUCGUACUUGUUUUCCGGUGCAGCGCUCAUGCAAGGGGUGUCUAACCUUGUAUGGAUGCCCCUAGCCGUAAAGUAUGGCCGCCGACCCGUCUACACGUCUUCCUUCGCCCUAUAUCUUGCAACGACCAUUUGGGCGGGCAGAGCAACUUCAUUUCCGAGCGAGCUGGCUGCGCGGCUGCUGAUGGGCUGGGUGUCUCCGGGUCGGCCGAGUGCGUGGCUCCGCUUACCGCGGAGCAGCAGGCUCCGCGGUUGUCGGACUCAUUUCGGCCUCAUUUCGAUUCGUGAGGACUGGCGAGUGAUUUACUACGUUGGCACCGGAAUCCUUGGUCUUCUCGUUCUGUUGAUUGCUCUCUCGAUGCCCGAGACGGCGUACCGGCGAGAAAGCCAGUCCAACCCCGACCCUGCGGAUGAAAUCGGCGACAUUUCCAAGACUGGGGGGCUUGUCGCCCACGUCGAGGGUAGCCAACAGCGUGAGGAAACAGCAUCAAAGGCACCGUGGCGACAGUCACUCAACAUGUUCACCGGUCGCAAAACUGAGGAAAGUCUCUGGCUUAUCUUUAUCCGGCCAGUUGUCAUGCUCGUCAUCCCACCCGUCCUCUGGGCCAUCCUCGUGUUGGGCGUCAAUGUUGGCUUUACCGUGGCCAUCAGCACCAGCGUGGCUUCGUCGUUCACGGUCGUCUACGGCUUCACGACCUGGCAUAUUGGGCUCGUGUGGCUCUCCAACUUAAUUGGAUGUGUGCUCGGUAUGCCCUUCGCCGGGAAGCUCUCGGAUCGCGUUGCAGACAUGUUUACGAGGAGGAAUGGCGGAAUUCGGGAAGGGGAGAUGAGACUACCAACCAUGGUUAUUGGAAUGGUUCUCAUGCCUGUCUCCAUAAUCCUGUACGGCCUCGGUCUCAAUUACCAACUACACUGGAUUGUGCCUACCAUUGCAUUAGGGAUAUUCGGCUUUUGCCUCGUCAUAGUAGGAAAUGUCUCACUGGCCUACACCGUGGAUGCCUUCCGUCCCAUUGCUGGCGAGGUCGUUGUGACGCAGAUGGGCUUCAAACGUAACCCUUACGCCUAUUCUACCAGUACAACCUGA
This is a messenger RNA of Scedosporium apiospermum, 1323 nucleotides long. RefSeq lists its product as uncharacterized. Gene Ontology annotation, biological process: transmembrane transport. NCBI's taxonomy places the organism in Eukaryota, Fungi, Ascomycota, Sordariomycetes, Microascales, Microascaceae. The transcript has 4 exons. The coding region runs from base 1 to 1323 and encodes 440 amino acids. The record is from RefSeq and is a predicted model, not a curated record. Gene Ontology annotation, molecular function: transmembrane transporter activity.